AUGGAUCGUUAUUUUACAAUUUUUGACUUUUCAUCCUCUGAUGACGAGUUGGAUAUCAUUUUAGCUUUUGCUGCUGAAGAAGAAUGGUUAUGUAAUGAAAUAGGCUCAACAUCGCACCUUGGUCCUGUUCAACGUCGUAGGUUCGUCCAGCGAAAUUCUUUGGAAGGGCACCAACGCCUUUUCUUGGACUAUUUUGCAGAACCACUAGUCUAUCCCCUUAAUAAAUGUCGAAGGAGGUUUCGAAUGCAACGUUCUCUGUUUAAUCGUAUUCAAAUUGAGAUAGAAGCUCAUGAACCAUAUUUUGUCCAAAGAAGAGAUGCUGCUAAAAAGCUCGGACAUUCUUCCCUUCAAAAGAUAACUGCCGCACUUAGGAUGCUUGCUUAUGGAGUAUCAGGUGACUUUAUGAAUGAAUAUUUGGGAAUUGCAGAAAACAUUGCAACAAAGUGUUUGCGAAAAUUUGUUAAAUCAGUUAUUUCAAUUUAUUCUGACAAGUACUUGAGGUCAUCAAACAGCAAUGACAUUACUAGAUUGCUAGAGGUGAACACAAGACGUGGAUUUCCAGGGAUGUUGGGGAGUAUCGAUUGCAUGCAUUGGAAAUAG
Messenger RNA from Alnus glutinosa, 600 nucleotides. RefSeq lists its product as uncharacterized. The record is from RefSeq and is a predicted model, not a curated record. The transcript has a single exon. The coding region runs from base 1 to 600 and encodes 199 amino acids. Lineage: Eukaryota; Viridiplantae; Streptophyta; Magnoliopsida; Fagales; Betulaceae.